AGACCGUGAGUUAGUUAUCAAGGAGUGAGCCAGGAAACGUGGGAACAUACGAAGGGGACAAAACGAAGGAGAAGCACGGAGGCCGUUCUUGAACCCCCUCUUUCAUCCGCGUCCGUAGAUAUUCAUCCUCCUCGCCGCCUUCGGUUGAGCUCUGCUUCCCAUCCCACCCUUGUCGCUCUCUAAACCCACUUCUUUUACGCCUUGUUUGAUCAGCUUCCGAACGCUUCAAACUCCUUAUCAUCCCCACCCUUGUCAUCCUGUCAAUUUCUUCCAGCAUUCGACAUGUCUGCCCAAACCUCCGCCACCUCCGAGAAAGACUUCAUUAUGUCUCCUCUCAACCACAACGACGAGGAGCGACAACAAAUGCUCCAAGUGAGCGAGAAACCCUCCGAGGGGGACGUCCUUCCGUCCCCUGUCUCCUCUGCUGCACCUAAGCCUGCUGGCAAGCCGAAGCUUUCGACCACUGUCAUCAUUCCGAUAUGGAUUGUCCUCAGCUCGUCGGUCAUCAUCUAUAACAACUAUCUGUACAACACUAUGCAGUUCCGCUUCCCUGUGUUUUUGGUUACUUGGCAUUUGACUUUCGCGGCAAUCGGUACUCGAGUCCUUCAGCGUACAACCAACCUGUUAGAUGGCGCAAAGGAGGUCAACAUCUCCAAGGACGUGUUCCUCCGCUCUAUCCUACCCAUCGGCCUCCUAUUCAGCGCAUCCCUGAUUCUUAGCAACACCGCUUAUCUCUACCUUAGUGUCGCCUAUAUUCAGAUGCUCAAAGCAUUUACACCCGUCGCAAUCUUACUUAUCUCUUGGACGUUCCGUAUUCAGGAGCCGAGUAAGAAACUGGCUGUCAUCGUGUUCAUGAUCUCUUCUGGCGUCGCCCUUGCCUCGAAGGGCGAACUGAAGUUCAAUCUCAUUGGUUUCUUGACCCAGGCCGCUGCCGUUGCCUUCGAGGCUUCUCGCCUGGUCAUGAUCCAGAUCCUUCUCCAUGGCAUGAAGAUGGACCCUCUCGUGUCAUUGCACUACUACGCCCCCGUGUGUGCUCUUAUCAAUCUGGCCAUCCUUCCCUUCACAGAGGGUCUCGCGCCAUUCAUGGAGGUGAUGCGGAUUGGGCCUCUCAUUCUUCUGAGCAAUGCCAUGGUAGCGUUCAUGCUCAAUGUCGCAGCUGUCUUCCUCGUCAGUGCAGGAAGCGGUCUCGUCCUCACCCUUGCUGGUGUCUUCAAAGACAUCUUGCUCAUCACCGGGUCUGUCCUUAUCUUUGGUAGCUCUAUCACGCCGCUACAGAUUAUUGGUAUGUCUUCCAUCUCUCCCCUCAAUCGCCCCUACGCCACACUUCCGUCCUUCUCAUCCCCAUUUGCGCUCCAAUGCCGUAUAUCGAAUAUUGCAACUGACGUCAACUCUGUUUUGUAGGUUACUCUAUCGCGUUGGGCGGUCUCAUCCUAUUCAAGACAUCUGGCGGAAAGUAAUAUAAAACGGUUACUACCUUUUACAUUUUUCUUUUCGAUCGUGACGAGAACACAGGAACAUUCUUAGCACUAUUAGAUGUCGGUUUUUGCACUUUCCUCUUGAACUCUCUGCGAAAAUCGCAAAUCCAAAAUUGUAUUCUCUUCUUGGAUCCGCUUGAACCCCGCCCACCCUCUUUGCGACGAUGCGCUUUCAUGGUCACACAUGAUACGUUACACAUGCACUGGAUGACUGCUGCGCUGUUUAUGUUUCUGGGGACGCUCUCAUCCGAUGGAUACUUAUAUUACUUACCACACGUUCUUUUUGCAUUUCGACUCAGGCUAGAAGCAUUUUUCUCAUCCCAAUAUACCCCCACACCCUACCCCUCCCCUCCCUCCUUACCUCACCUCUAUUAGAUUUUGACAAUCUUACGUUACUCAUGUCUACUUAUGCAUGCUUUAGGCUUUAUUCGUGUAAGAACGCGCUCGAUUAAACAUAACAGCCAAAAUGGCCGACUUUUUCC
Somion occarium is the source of this 1957-nucleotide messenger RNA. Lineage: Eukaryota; Fungi; Basidiomycota; Agaricomycetes; Polyporales; Cerrenaceae. The record is from the annotation of a GenBank genome assembly.